Messenger RNA from Oncorhynchus keta (chum salmon), 3016 nucleotides. Its product is annotated as elongation of very long chain fatty acids protein 7-like. Bases 194 to 1138 code for a protein of 314 amino acids. Gene Ontology annotation, biological process: sphingolipid biosynthetic process; fatty acid elongation, saturated fatty acid; fatty acid elongation, polyunsaturated fatty acid. The transcript is spliced from 8 exons. The record is from RefSeq and is a predicted model, not a curated record. Gene Ontology annotation, molecular function: fatty acid elongase activity. Gene Ontology annotation, cellular component: endoplasmic reticulum; endoplasmic reticulum membrane. Lineage: Eukaryota; Metazoa; Chordata; Actinopteri; Salmoniformes; Salmonidae.
CAAGGGCCAAAGACAGGUGCCCCACGCUUCAAGUUAAAAUAACUCACUCAUUGGACGGUAGUUGCACAGUAGGGAAGCGACUCCCUGGAAAUUACAUUUGACACACCUGUCGUCAAUUGCUUACAGCUGAGCCGGAGUAGUAACACAAGACCGAGUAGGAUACUUCUCUCACAACAUUGGAGGUUUGUGAAUUAUGUUCAGGACAGCUGAAGGAGCUCCGGGAGACAUGGAGUUCAGGGAUCUAACGACCAGGGUCGGACUCUGGUAUGGGAACUUCAUGAAUAAUGCAGACCCCAGGACAGAAGACUGGUUUCUCAUGUCAUCGCCGCUCCCUCAGACCGUAGUAAUCGUGGCGUACAUCUACUUUGUGACGCGGCUGGGGCCCCGGCUCAUGGAGAAACGCAAGGCCUUCCACCUCAAAGAAGUUCUCAUCAUCUACAACUUCAGUGUCGUUGCCUUGUCCCUCUACAUGUGCUAUGAGUAUGUGAUGUCGGGCUGGGGGACGGGCUACACGUUCCACUGUGACCUAGUGGACUACUCGGACUCGCCGCAGGCAGUGAGGAUGGCAGGGACGUGUUGGCUCUACUACUUCUCAAAGUUCAUAGAGAUGUUGGAUACGAUCUUUUUUGUUCUGAGGAAGAAGAACAGCCAGAUUACGUUCCUCCAUGUCUACCAUCACUCCAUAAUGCCCUUUACCUGGUGGUUUGGUGUCCGCUUCGCUGCAGGUGGCCAGGGGACAUUCCAUGCCCUGUUGAACUGUGUGGUCCAUGUCAUCAUGUACUCUUACUACGGCCUGUCUGCCCUGGGCCCCGCCUACCAGAAGUACCUCUGGUGGAAGAAGUAUCUCACCACCAUUCAGCUGAUCCAGUUUGUGAUCGUGACCACCCACAUCUGGCAGUAUUUCUUCAUGAAGGACUGUCCCUACCAGUUCCCAAUCUUCAUCUACAUAAUAGGCCUCUACGGCCUGGUCUUUCUCCUCCUCUUCCUCAACUUCUGGUACCACGCCUACACCAAGGGCAAGAGGCUGCCCAAGGUCCUUCAAGCCAAAACUUGGGCCCACCCCUACAAUAAAACUAAUGGCCAAUACAAUAGUGAAAUAACCAAUGGGAAUGGUUUCCAUCACGACAAGAAUGAGUGACAGGGUGUCCAGCAAAUCAGGCUAAGGAUUGGGGGUUGAAUGCAUUUGAAUAUCAGCCUAUUCAGCAACUGAAAUUAGACAUGGAAUUCCAAUAUAAAAGUCAGCGCACCUUUGAAUUCAAAGAGAAUUGACACCAACCCUCUGGACCUUCUGAUCUCUUCUGUUCUCUCUGCCAAGGCAAUCUCUUCUGUUCUCUCUGCCAAGGCAAUCUCUUCUGUUCUCUCUGCCAAGGCAAUCUCUUCUGUUCUCUCUGCUAAGGCGCAAUCUCUUCUGUUCUCUCUGCUAAGGCGCAAUCUCUUCUGUUCUCUCUGCUAAGGCGCAAUCUCUUCUGUUCUCUCUGCUAAGGCGCAAUCUCUUCUGUUCUCUCUGCUAAGGCGCAAUCUCUUCUGUUCUCUCUGCUAAGGCGCAAUCUCUUCUGUUCUCUCUGCUAAGGCGCAAUCUCUUCUGUUCUCUCUGCUAAGGCGCAAUCUCUUCUGUUCUCUCUGCUAAGGCGCAAUCUCUUCUGUUCUCUCUGCUAAGGCGCAAUCUCUUCUGUUCUCUCUGCUAAGGCGCAAUCUCUUCUGUUCUCUCUGCUAAGGCGCAAUCUCUCAAAGCUUUGACCCAAAGCUGUACUGUACUUUUGUAUUGCAUAUUUUCCAUUUUUAUACCUGUGCAUUCCUUUCCUGUUCAGGGUGAGUCUGUGUUUUUAAUAAACAGAUUUUGAAUGUUAGAUAAGUGUUAGGUUAGCCAAUGGUGAGACCGUUCAGUAGCUCUGUCUAGUUCUGUCAAACCAGCCUGAAUAACCCACACUUCCUAUGACCUGUUCUCCUCUGCUGUUUAGAAUUGGUGCUGAAGAAGCUCUCUAGUUUUGGCUGCAGGAUUCAGCUUUGUGACCUUGCGUUCAGCUGUUUUUUAUUUUUCAAUACCUGUAGUUUUUAUACAUUUGUUUGUACAUUUAAUCAUAAACAUUUCUAUAUUAUGUUAUUGGAGUCUAGCCUUGAGGAUGAUUUUGUCUAUCGGCCAUCUCCCAGUAAGGGCCUGAAUUAUUUCCUGGGCCUGUUCUCAUGGAUGGGAAAAACUCUGGGCCCUACCCAUAGUACACCUGUAAUGGUGGAGGGGUAUAGGAAAACCAUUGUGCCAGUAAGAACUGAUGUUUACAUGUAUACUGAGUGGAGAAUAUUCGUGGUGACCCCCUCUUUUGUAAAUUCCUCACCCACUUCUCUGGUUUGAGCCACAGCCUCUACUGGUGCUGAGAAAUGUUCAAUGCCAACCUGCUCCUGAUGACAGUUGUUGGUCUACUUUAAAAACUGUAUUUAUGUCCAACAGAAAUGACGGUGUGAAUUUGAAGCCAGAUAGGAAGGAGGUGGUGCAGUACUGUUCUUGCAGGAUCCGGAGCAGAGCACAAGUUUAGCUUUAGCUCUGUCACAAGCAUGGCACAAUAUUUGAAAAACAGUAGCCAUUGUUUACCACUACAUGCAUAUUCGUUAAAUCUUCUGUUCCAAAUUGAGUUCAGUUCAGUUAUGACUUGCUAUGCCAUGCUUAUGACAGUUUAAAGUGGACUUUCUCAUUGAGUGUGUUCAUAUUUGGUGCUCCCCUGGUGAUUGAGGACACAGCAUUAGCUGAGUGUAGGAUGGGCCUCCACAGGUGUAGUAAAACCCCAGUGCCUUGGGUGCAGGCUGAGUCCAAUAAGCAACAGCGAUCUAGCUGAUCUGCAAAUGAUUUGCUGAUGUUACCCAUGUGGGUUACGUACCGUUCAGUGCCUUUGUCAGAGCCCCUCCAGCUCCUUGAUGUAGUUAUGAGUGUCCUCCAGACAUGAUGCCACAAUAAUUCUGUAUAAAAAGUCAUUUGUAAAUGUAAUAUUUGUAUUUAUGAUAAAAAUAAAUGCUCUUUAUACUGUUA